Messenger RNA from Corapipo altera (White-ruffed manakin), 2024 nucleotides. RefSeq names its product DNA topoisomerase I mitochondrial (gene TOP1MT). Gene Ontology annotation, biological process: DNA replication; DNA topological change. NCBI's taxonomy places the organism in Eukaryota, Metazoa, Chordata, Aves, Passeriformes, Pipridae. Gene Ontology annotation, molecular function: DNA binding; DNA topoisomerase type I (single strand cut, ATP-independent) activity. Bases 98 to 1744 code for a protein of 548 amino acids. The record is from RefSeq and is a predicted model, not a curated record. Gene Ontology annotation, cellular component: mitochondrial nucleoid; chromosome. The transcript has 13 exons.
AAAGAGCAACAAAAAGGCGCGGAAAGAGGAGGAAAAAGAGGCAGAAAACAAGUGGAAAUGGUGGGAAGAGGAAAAGAAGGAAGAUGGAGUCAAGUGGAUGCAGUUGGAGCACAGGGGCCCCUACUUUGCCCCCCUUUACGAGCCCCUUCCCGAAGACGUUCGCUUUUAUUACGCUGGAAAACCCCUGAAGCUGAGCUUGGCCACGGAGGAAAUCGCCACGUUUUAUGCCAAAAUGCUCGACCACGAAUACACGACCAAGGAGAUCUUCCAGAACAAUUUCUUCCACGACUGGAGGAAGGAGAUGACCUCGGAGGAGCAGGAGAUAAUCCAGGAGCUGGCCAAGUGUGACUUCAGUGAGAUCCACAAGUACUUUGUGGACAAAAGUGAGGCACGGAAAGCGCUCCCCAAGGAGGAGAAGCAGAAGCUGAAGGAGGAGGCAGACAAGAUCCAGGAGGAAUAUGGCUACUGCAUCCUGGAUGGGCACCGGGAGAAGAUCGGCAACUUCAAAACGGAGCCGCCGGGGCUGUUCCGUGGCCGUGGCGACCACCCCAAAAUGGGGAUGCUGAAGAAGAGGAUCAUGCCAGAAGAUGUGGUCAUCAACUGCAGCAGGGAUUCCAAGAUUCCUGAGCCCCCAGAGGGUCACAAGUGGAAGGAGGUUCGCUUUGACAACACGGUGACCUGGUUGGCCUCAUGGACAGAGAACAUCCAGAACACCCUGAAGUACAUCAUGCUGAACCCCAGCUCCAAGCUGAAGGGGGAGAAGGACUGGCAGAAGUACGAGGUCGCUCGGCGCUUGAAGGACGUUGUCCAUGAAAUCCGGGCUCGGUACCGAGCGGAUUGGAAAUCCAAGGAGAUGAAGAACAGGCAAAGAGCAGUGGCCCUCUACUUCAUUGAUAAGCUGGCCCUGAGAGCCGGGAACGAGAAGGAGGAAGGGGAGACGGCGGACACGGUCGGCUGCUGCUCCCUGCGCGUGGAGCACAUCCAGCUGCACCCCCGGCUGGAUGGGCAGGAGCACGUGGUGGAGUUGGACUUCCUUGGGAAGGACUCCAUCCGCUACUACAACAAGGUGGCUGUGGAGAAGCAGGUGAGCAGGGGCAGUGCCAGUUCCUGCUGUGAGGUUUCCCCACCCUUUGUCCUGUCUCCUUUCCCCCAGACGACCUUCCUGAACAAACAUCUCCAGCACCUGAUGGACGGUUUGACGGCCAAGGUGUUCAGGACCUACAACGCCUCCAUCACCCUGCAGGAGCAGCUCAAGGCCCUCACCAACCCUGAGGACAACGUUGCUGGGAAGCUCCUCUCCUACAACCGAGCCAACCGCGCCGUGGCCGUGCUGUGCAACCAUCAGAGGUCCGUACCCAAAACCUUCGCCAAAUCCAUGGAAAUCCUGCAGACCAAGAUCGAUGCCAAGAAGAAACAGGUGGAGGAAGCCCAGCAAGAGCUGAAAAAAGCUGAAGAUGAGUUGGAAGACCCAAAAGAUGCCAAAGCAGAAGCGAAUGUGGAGAAGAAGAAGAAGCUGCUGAAGAGGCUGGAGGAGCAGCUGGCCAGGCUGAAUGUCCAGGCCACAGAUAAGGAGGAGAACAAGCAGAUAGCUCUGGGCACUUCCAAGCUCAAUUACCUGGAUCCCAGGAUUAGCAUUGCUUGGUGCAAGAAGUUCGGGGUGCCCAUCGAGAAGAUCUACAACAAGACCCAGAGGGAGAAGUUUGCCUGGGCCAUCGCCAUGGCCAACGAGGACUUUGAGUUCUGAGCCCUCUUCCACCUUCAAUCCUUCAUCUGGUGCUGCUGGAAAGCUUCUUUUAUUUUUCCCUGCUGCUGCAGGAGGCUGAGGGGUUGUCCAGGAGAAGAAUUUGAUGCCUUUUUUGUAGACAGAAGAAAACCUCUGGUUUCUUUUCGAGUGGGUUUUGCUGAUUGUGACCCUUGCCCUGAGUGACUUUGGGGGGGAGCUGAUUCCUCCUCGGAGCUGCCAAGUGCUUGGGAUUUUGUUUUUCUUUUUUUCCUUUGUGAAGAAGAUUAAAUGAGAGCCUUAA